CCGAACUAGUUCACUUCCCAAUAGUAAGUUUUUAUACCGUAGGAAUUUUUAUAGCUUGAAAGGCUGGAUUAAUACUGAAGCAUAUAUAUCAAUCAAAUGCAUUAGAAUUAUGUUCAUAUUCCAUCCUGGAAAUUCAAGAUGAGCACAACUUCUUCCCAAACUUCGAACACCAAGAGGCUAGAAGGUUUGGUGGCUUUAAUAACUGGUGGAGCCAGUGGAAUAGGCGAGUGCUGUGCAAGGGUGUUCGUUAAACAAUGAGCCAAGGUUGUGAUUGCAGAUAUCCAAGAUGAACUUUGUCAUUCUAUUUGCAGAGAACUUGGCUCUGAAGAAAUAAUCUCUUGUAUCCAUUGUAACGUGACAUGUGAUUCUGAUGUCCAAAAUGCUGUGGAUUUAGCUAUCUCCAUGUACGGAAAGCUCGAUAUCAUGUUCAGUAAUGCUGGAAUUUCCGGAGAGGCGGAGCUUAGCAUUUUAUCCACAGAAAAUGAGGAAUUCAAAAGGGUUUUCGAUGUCAACUUAUUUGGAGCUUUCUUGGCAGCCAAACAUGCAGCCAGGGUCAUGAUUCCUGCCAAGAAAGGCUGUAUUCUCUUUACUUCAAGUAUAGUCUCAGUAAAUUGCCCACAGGCUCCGCAUCCAUAUGUGGCAUCAAAACAUGCCCUGGUUGGUUUGGCCAAGAACUUGUGUGUGGAGCUGGGCCAAUAUGGGAUAAGAGUGAACUGCAUUUCUCCAUAUGUAAUUGUAACCCAACAGGCAAGGAAAACUAUGAGUAUGCCAGUGAAGGACAUGGAGAAUGUGAUUUCUGCUGCGGCUAACUUGAAAGAGGCAAUACUGGAAGCGGAAGAUGUAGCAGAGGCAGCCGUUUAUUUGGGAAGUAAUGAGUCCAAGUAUGCAAGUGGUAUCAAUCUAGUGGUUGAUGGAGGUUUUAGUCUUACCAAUCCAUCGUUUGCUAUAGCAACGAAGGGCUUAAUCUCGAGUUUGAGCUGUUGGAUGCAGGUAGCUAAUAGCUGCUAGUUAGCCGACAAUAAUUGAUUUAUAUUAAAUACUUGAUAAAACUAUGGUUAGCUGUAGUGUUCUUCAGUUUUGGAGCUGGUAUGUCAUGUGUUACCUUUGCUGUCAUAUCAGGCCUUCGACUUUAGUGCUCUUGGUCUAACUUACUCACUGGAGCCUCCUCUUUAGAUUUUGCUGCUCCUCUGAUGAUUUGUUGCUGUUGAUUUGGAAGCUUUAUGAUGUUGUUGAAGUGUUUUUGGGGAUCUCAAUCACAGGCACCAGCUUCGUUAGUUUUGUUUUGAUGUUGGGUUUACUGCUUUUUUGCUAUUUGAUCUUCUCUCGGUCUUCUUUGAGCUCUGUUUUGAUUUGUAUCCUAUUUUAUUCUGCUGCUACUUCAUGAUCCUUAGGUGUAUUGUACAUGUUGACUUUUUUAUUUUAUCUCAUUAAUAAAAUUAU
Molecule: messenger RNA, 1440 nt
Organism: Hevea brasiliensis (rubber tree)
Lineage: Eukaryota; Viridiplantae; Streptophyta; Magnoliopsida; Malpighiales; Euphorbiaceae
Product: short chain aldehyde dehydrogenase 1-like
Exons: 2
Coding region: 403-1008 (201 amino acids)
Source: RefSeq, a predicted model, not a curated record